Micropterus dolomieu (smallmouth bass) is the source of this 2695-nucleotide messenger RNA. RefSeq names its product DEAH-box helicase 35 (gene dhx35). The record is from RefSeq and is a predicted model, not a curated record. The coding region runs from base 117 to 2216 and encodes 699 amino acids. Gene Ontology annotation, molecular function: ATP binding; RNA binding. The transcript is spliced from 21 exons. Lineage: Eukaryota; Metazoa; Chordata; Actinopteri; Centrarchiformes; Centrarchidae. Gene Ontology annotation, cellular component: catalytic step 2 spliceosome; intracellular anatomical structure.
CAGUUGCAGCUGUUUUCAAACGCAUUGACAUCAUUCAUAAAAUCUGGGAAGAAAGUCCGGGUGGUGACGUCACCUACAAAAAAGAAGAAAAAAAAAAAUGUGACGUAGUGGCUAAGAUGGCGGCUCCCCUUUCCACGAUGAAAUUUUGGAAGCCGGGGUCUGAGGCACCGGGGAUCUCGGAGGAGCGCGAGCUCAACACAGAGACCACCGGCUCCCCCAUCAUCUUCAACCCGCACACCGCCCUCUCCAUAGAGAAGCAGCGGCAGAAGCUCCCCGUUUUCAAGCACAGAAACAACAUCUUAUACUUGGUGGAGAGCUACCAGACUGUCAUCAUAGUUGGUGAGACAGGAUGUGGGAAGACAACACAGAUACCACAGUACCUGCUGGAGGCUGGCUGGGCGGCGGAGGGGAAGGUGAUUGGAGUGACACAGCCUCGACGUGUGGCCGCUAUCUCUGUAGCUAACCGUGUAGCAGAGGAGCGGGGGGCCCUGCUGGGACAUGAGGUGGGCUACACCAUCCGGUUUGAUGACUGCUCUGAUCCCCACGCCACCAGGAUCAAGUUCCUUACAGAUGGCAUGCUGGUGCGGGAGAUGAUGGCUGAUCCUCUUUUGAAAAAAUACAGUGUGUUGAUGCUAGAUGAAGCACAUGAGAGAACCCUGUAUACAGACAUAGCCAUUGGUCUACUAAAGAAGAUUCAGAAAAAGCGGCGAGACCUGCGGCUGAUUGUGGCCUCUGCCACACUGGAUGCCAAGAAAUUCCACGACUUCUUCAACCUGAACGAGUCCGGGGAUCCUAACAAGGACACGUGUGGCAUUCUGACAGUGGAGGGACGCACCUUUCCAGUGGACGUCUUCUACACUGUCAGUCCUGUCCCAGACUAUGUGAAGGCCACAGUGGAGACAGUGCUGAAGAUCCAUGAGACAGAGGACGACGGAGAUGUCCUGGCUUUUCUUACUGGGCAGGAUGAGGUGGAGAAAGUGGUGUCCCUUCUGCAGGACCAGGCCAGGUCUCUUUCACGAUAUGGCAUGAAGAAACACCUGAGAAUUUUGCCCAUGUAUUCCGGUCUACCUUACGCUGAGCAGAUGAAAGUCUUUGAGAGGCUGCCCCCCUCUGUUCGCAAGGUUGUGGUGGCCACUAACAUAGCUGAGACCUCCAUCACUAUAAAUGGAGUUGUGUUUGUCAUCGAUUGUGCUUUUGUGAAGCUGCGAGCCUAUAAUCCUCGCACCGCCAUUGAAUCGCUGGUGGUCACUCCCAUUUCCAAGGCUUCAGCCAGCCAGAGAGCUGGGAGAGCCGGACGAAACCGGCCCGGGAAAUGCUUCAGACUAUACACAGAGGAGGACUUUGAGAAACUGCCUGCCUCUACUGUGCCAGAGAUGCAGCGCACCAAUUUGGCCCCUGUCAUCCUGCAGCUCAAAGCAUUAGGCAUUGACAACGUGCUGCGGUUCAGCUUUCUUUCUCCUCCUCCAGCUCAGACUAUGGUUCAGGCUCUAGAGCUGCUCUACGCUCUGGGAGGUCUGGACCAUUACGGCCGUUUGACUGAUCCCAUGGGCGUGCGGAUGGCAGAGUUUCCUCUCAGCCCCAUGUUUGCCAAGAUGCUCCUAGAGUCAGGAAACUUUGGCUGCUCCAAAGAGAUUGUUACCAUAGCAGCGAUGAUGCAGAUUCAGAAUAUAUUUGUUGUGCCACCCAAUCAGAAGAAAGCUGCCGCCCGAGAGCACAGGAAAUUUGCAGUUGCUGAGGGAGACCACCUCACCAUGCUGAAUGUGUAUGAAGCGUUCAUUAAGCACCAGAAGAGCUCCCAGUGGUGUCAGGAACACUUCCUCAAUUACAAGGGACUGCUGCGGGCCGUGACUGUACGAGAGCAGCUCCGCCGCCUCAUGAACAAGUUUAAGGUGCCACGGACUUCCAGCGAAGGUGACCCUGAUGUGAUCUUGAAGUGCAUUGUGUUUGGGUUUUUCGCUAACGCAGCCCGCAUUCACCAUUCUGGCUCCUACCGGACUUUACGAGACGAUCGCGAGCUUCAUAUCCACCCCAACUCUGUGCUGUUUGGAGAGAAGCCUCCAAAAUGGGUGGUUUUCAAUGAAGUGGUGCAGACAUCAAAGUACUACAUGCGUGAUGUGACUGCUGUUGAGUCGUCCUGGUUGGUUGAGUUGGCCCCUCACUUUUACAAGCAGGCCAAGCAUGGUUCACUGGCCAGCAAGAGGUCCCGGGUCCUCUAAAUCUUGCCAUCCUUUGACCACGUUAAGAAAGGAAGACCCCUCUCAAAUUUCCACUGUGCCCCUCUCCAUGUCAUUGUAUAUAAAAAUGUAAUAUAAAUUUGUUGUCCAUGUCCACCUGCACAACCCCACUACACUAUGUGGCCAUGCUAGAAUGGGAUUAAGCAGAUACACUUUUAGUGUUAACACAUGUGACUUGCUUCAUUUGAAAGCGUCUGCCUUGCUUUUUGGGCAGUGAUGUAGUUUAUAUUUCGAUCUGUGAGUAAAUGGUGACGAAUGUGAGAUGAGAUCAGGCUGUGCCUGUCUAGUGUCCAUUCCAUCCAAGUAUGGUCAUGUAGUUCAUUCAUACUUGUACAUAGUCAGAGCAGGCUCAAGUCCAGGGAACGGCUCCUGUGCCAUAAGCCCGUCCACACCUGGUUCUUAGCUUCAUUAUUUUUUUAAUUGCUGUAUUUUCCUGUUGCAUAAUAAAUAAUGGAAGACAA